Messenger RNA from Penaeus chinensis, 3252 nucleotides. RefSeq names its product transcription factor Sox-2-like. NCBI's taxonomy places the organism in Eukaryota, Metazoa, Arthropoda, Malacostraca, Decapoda, Penaeidae. Bases 407 to 1813 code for a protein of 468 amino acids. The record is from RefSeq and is a predicted model, not a curated record. Gene Ontology annotation, biological process: cell differentiation; regulation of DNA-templated transcription; anatomical structure morphogenesis. The transcript is spliced from 5 exons. Gene Ontology annotation, molecular function: RNA polymerase II cis-regulatory region sequence-specific DNA binding; DNA-binding transcription factor activity, RNA polymerase II-specific.
UCACAGUGAACGGACGUGUAUAGAGCGAGCUCUGUUGUGCCAUUCAUGUGAUCCGGGUUACUCUAGCCACAAUACAGUGAAUAGUGUAGAGUGGUGACAACAAGUGGUGCUGUAGGCGCUAACUAUCCCAGAAGCCGUGUGCUACUCUCAGAUACUCGUGUUGGCGUAGAGCCACGUGUAAAUGCAGUGCUAAACUUCCCUGUCUGCGACGAAGGACACCACCAUUGCCGGCGUGAAGGCGUACAGUGCCCUGGCAUCGGGCGCUGAGCAACCUACGGCGGUGGAGGGAACUCGGAGUGUGUGGGAGCGCCGGUGGGGGAGCAGACACGAGCCCAUAUCCUGCAAGGAGCCCCGGGAAGCCGCAACACUGGAGUACUACAGCAGCGCGGCCCUCAAGCCCUCCACCAUGCUGACCCUCGACCCUCCCGACCUCAAGGGCGGGAGCUUACACUCCGCACACCUCCCUCCCCAUUCCUCCCACUCCCAUUCCGUUCCCCACACUGUGUCCCACGCCCACCACAACUCCCACUCCCACACAUACUCCCUGUCCCACCAUUCCUCGUUGACGUCGCUCAAUUCGUCCCUCAGUUCGUCCCUGACGAGCCCCUCCCUGGCCUCCGUGGGCAGCAUGAGCGCCCACUCGCCGCCCCAGACACACGUCCCAACCCCCACCAACAACAACAACAGCAGCACAAACAACAACAACAACGGCUCCUCCACCAACAGCUCUAGCAACAGCACCAGCAACAGCAAGAGCAACGCGUCCUCCUCGAGCGCCGCCGCCGAGCGCGUCAAGCGGCCCAUGAACGCCUUCAUGGUGUGGUCGAGAGGCCAGAGACGCAAGAUGGCCCAGGAGAACCCCAAGAUGCACAACUCGGAGAUCUCGAAGCGCCUCGGGGCCGAGUGGAAGCUGCUGUCGGAGACGGAGAAGCGGCCGUUCAUCGACGAGGCCAAGAGACUGCGCGCCGUCCACAUGAAGGAACACCCCGACUACAAGUACAGACCUCGGCGGAAGACAAAGACCUUAAUGAAGAAGGACAAGUACCCCCUCGCUUCCGGCCUCCUCCCGACGGACCCCACCCGGCCUCCCGUGCAACAGGUGACCCGUGACAUGUACAACAUGACCAACGGGUACAUGCCCAACGGGGAUUACGGGGACUAUGGUGAGUGGCGCUACGGCUACGACAGCGCCGCGUACGGAGGCCAGGGCUACCCGUACAUGACAGGCCAGGUCUACGGCGGCUAUGACAUGACCCGCGGCUACUCUCCGACCUCGACCAGUACCCCAUCCUACAUGAAUGGGUCGUACAGUUCAGCUAUGUACGCCUCUGCACCGUCGCCCUAUUCCAUGAGUCAAGACUCCCGACUCACUAACCCGCUCCUCCGCUCCUUCCUGCAGAUGGCUUCGAUGGCAUCCGUGGGUUCGGUCGGUUCCGUGGGCUCCUCGGCGUCCCACUCCCCCACGCCCAUUAAGUCUGAGACACCCACCCUCCCAGUGUCGUCCCCUGGAGCCUCGAUGCCACCCUCAGCCAGCCACACCACGCCAGCUCCCCCCCCGCCCCUCCCGCCCCGACUGACAGCCCUGUUCCCUCCCGCAGCGGGUGUGAUGAAGCGGGAGUACGCGCCGGGCCAGCCAGGGCAGCAGGACCUGUCGCAGAUGAUCUCCAUGUACCUGCCGGGGUCCCAGGAGCGCCAUGAGCAGCAGAAGGCCGCCGCCGCCGCCGCCUACAUGUCCCACGCACACUACCACGCCCACGCCGCGACUUCCCCCGAGCAGAUGCCGCCCGCACCCAUGCCUCUCACCCACAUGUAACACGCGCGCCCCAGGACUUAAAUGUUUGUGAGGCCGCGCGCCCAUGCGAGCGGCAGAGGGCGAGGGCGAAGAGCGAGGCGAGGGAGCCGCGCCGCCGCCGCCACAGAGCGCCGCCCGCGGAAGCCACCCACCUCCACCCACCACUGCCCAGGAUUUCCCUCGACGCGGGCGUGACGACUGCCGGGUGGGUGCACGGGCGCGUCCCCCAGUCCCCCGUCGGGCGCCGGGUACAGCGGCCGCCCGCCACGUCCCAGGCCCGCCGACGCCCUCAGAGCGCGGCGGCGCCCCCCCGGGCCGGACGCCCGUCGGCCCGCCCGCGAGCGGCGAAGGGCGCGGGCGGCCCGCGCCGCGUGUCACUUCGUACCAGUGAGGCUCGGUCCCUCCUCGGUAGCAGGAACUCUUUUGAAAUGUGAUAAUCGCAUAAAUGUAAUGUUAUGAUGAAUAAAAUAUUAAUAAUAUUAAUGGUGAGAAUAAUUAAAAAAGUGUGUAUGUAAUACUACGUUCUUAAUGCCAUAAUUUAUACGGACGUGUGUGUGUGUGUGUGUGUAUAUGCGUGUAAUGUCUGAGAGGUUCAGGCACAGUGUUAGCUAGAGGCGGCCAUGUGUACACGUGUGUGUGUAUGUGUGCACGCCCGGGGCGGCCGCUCUUGUACAUAUGGAAGUUUUGCGCCCCUGUACAUACCUCCCUCCCCCUCUCACCCCCCUCCCCCUCCCUCACCGGACCGCCGCCGGCCCGUGUUCGCCGCCCGCACCCCGCCGCCCGCACCCCGCCGCCCGCACCCCGCCGCCCACUCCCCGGCCGCCCAUUCAUCGGCCGGCCGCCCACCCUCUCAACCGGGAAACCGCUUGCAGCCGCCUCCUCGCGCGGAGCAAACCCGGGCUGUCCGUGGGCCCCGCGGGCGUGGGUGAAUGGGCGGACAGGAAGCGUGGGCGUGGAAAGGUGAACAUCCCACCUCUGGCGCCUCUCGCUGGCGGCGCAGAGCGCAGCCGACGCCAGCCGGCCCGAGCGAGGCGCCGCCGAGGCAGAAGCCGGACGCAGAGGGCGCCUCGAGAGCUGCCCGGAGGAGGCCAGGAACCCGUGCCCUUUUGCCCAUCUGCCGCGGCGUGGAUGGAUGCCACAAGAAGCGUGGCCUGUUCCUCGAAGGCGGUUGUGACCCCGGCCGCCGCCCACGCCCGCGGGCGGCAUCGACGGCAGCAUCGGCGGCGGCGGCGGCGGGGAGGGGGAGGGGGGCGGGGACGUCGGACGGAGCCGCGGCGUCGGCGCCGAGAGGCCCGUCUACAUCUCUUUUGGCUUUUCUUUUUUUUCUUUUUUUUAUUUGUCUGAUUCUGUAUAUCAUUUGUACAUAACGCACCGAUAUUUGUCUUGUUAUACAACACAGUGGAUGAACCGACGUUUCUUUAUCGUUGGAAAUGAAAAAAAUAAAAAAGAAAUUCAGUGGA